Messenger RNA from Heterocephalus glaber (naked mole-rat), 3791 nucleotides. RefSeq names its product LIM domain and actin binding 1 (gene Lima1). The record is from RefSeq and is a predicted model, not a curated record. NCBI's taxonomy places the organism in Eukaryota, Metazoa, Chordata, Mammalia, Rodentia, Bathyergidae.
GGGCCGCAGGAGCUGUAGGUGCAGUCGCUCAGUCGCGACAGGUGCGCGAGGCAGAGCGCCCGGGACCAAGGCAGGACGUGCGCAAAGAAAAGACUUCCUUGAGCCAGCUCAACCCUGUUUAAGACUCUUAGACCUUUUUGAGCUGUAGAAAAUAGAAGCAGCUCUUGCAGCUGAUGUGUAGUCCCCCAGUUACCGUCAUAUACCUGUGCUGGCACCCUUCACUCACAAAUGUAAACGUCCAUAUAAGGUGUUUCAAUAUCUGUAAGACAAAAUGGAAUCAACUCCUUUUAAUAGACGACAGUGGACUUCCCUAUCAUUAAGGGUAACAGCCAAAGAACUUUCUCUCAUCAACAAGAACAAGUCAUCAGCUAUUAUGGAAAUAUUCUCCAAGUACCAGAAAGCAGCUGAAGAGGCUAACAUGGAAAAGAAGAGAAGUAACACUGAAAAUCUCCCCCAGCACUUUAGACGGGGAACCCUGACUGUGUUGAAGAAGAAGUGGGAGAACCCAGCGCCUGGAGCAGAGUUGCACACAGACCCAGUUGGAAACAGCAGCUCUGAGAUUAGGCACAGAGUCGACCACCCUCCUGGCGAAGUGACAAGCAACUCCACUUCUGGAGCCGGAGCUGAUCACGAGGGACAGACCCAGCCCAGACCUAGAUUUGGAUCCCAUCCUGAUCGACGUAUUCGUCGGUAUCACCCUGAGGAUAGUGAAGAUCUUAAAGACCACACACCCGAAAGUGAAAACAUGGAAAAUUGUCUGGGAGAUUCCAGACAUGAAGUUGAGAAAUCUGAAAUCAGUGAAAACACAGAAGCUUCAAGCAAAAUAGAGAAAUACAAUGUCCCACUGAACAGGCUUAAGAUGAUGUUUGAGAAAGGCGAACCAACUCAAGCCAAGAUUCUUGGAGCCCAAAGCCGGAAUGCAGGUGGACGAAGGAUCUCUGAAAACAGUUAUUCUCUGGACGACUUGGAAAUAGGCUCAGGUCACUUGCCAUCCUCUGCAUUCAACUUGGAGAAAAAUGAGAGUAGACGAAAUCUGGAACUCCCACGCCUCUCAGAAACCUCCAUAAAGGAUCGAAUGGCCAAAUACCAGGCAGCUGUGUCCAGACAAAGUACUUCAACCAGCUAUACAAAUGAGUUGAAAGUCAGUGGUGGUGAAAUCAGAACUCAUAAAUUGGAACAAAAGGAGAACGUGCCCCCGGGUCCUGAGGUCUGUGGCUCCCAUCAGGAGUCAGAAAAGAUUUCUGCAACUGAGAAUAGACUGGCGGUCUGUUCCACCCAUGCUGAAGAUGACUCCUCAGGUAACUCUCAGGUUAACAGCGAGGUGCAGCAACCUGUGUCCCCCAAGCCGCUGAGUCCAGAUGCCAGAGCCUCCACCCUUUCUGAAAGCUCUCCUACCAAAGCAGUGAAGAAGUUUCAAGCACCUGCAAGAGAGACCUGUGUUGAAUGUCAGAAGACAGUCUACCCCAUGGAGCGUCUCCUGGCCAACCAACAAGUGUUUCACAUCAGCUGCUUCCGUUGCUCCUAUUGCAACAACAAACUUAGUCUAGGAACAUAUGCAUCUUUACAUGGGAGAAUCUAUUGUAAGCCUCACUUCAAUCAACUCUUUAAAUCUAAAGGCAACUAUGAUGAAGGCUUUGGGCACAGACCACACAAGGAUCUGUGGGCAAGCAAAAAUGAAAAUGAGGAGACCUUGGAGAAACCAGCCCAAAUUCCAAAUGCAGGGGAGACGCCCCAGAGCCCAGGGGUGGAAGAUGCACCCAUUGCCAAGGUGGGUGUGCUGGCUGCAAAUAUGGAAGCCAAGGCCUCCUCUCAGCCAGAAAAGGAAGACAAGCCAGCUGAAACCAAGAAGCUAAAGAUCGCCUGGCCUCCCCCAACUGAAUUUAGCAGUUCAGGAAGUACCUUGGAGGAAGGAAUCAAAGUAUCUAAACCCAAAUGGCCUCCUGAGGAUGAAGUCAGCAAGCCAGAAGCUCCUGAGGAUGUAGAUCUGGAUCUGAAAAAGCUGAGACGAUCUUCUUCACUGAAGGAAAGAAGCCGCCCGUUCACUGUUGCAGCUUCUUUUCGAACCUCUUCUGUCAAGAGCCCAAAAAAUUUGUCCCCACCUAUCAGGAAAGGUUGGAGCAUGUCAGACCAGAAUGAGGAGUUUGCAGAAGGGAUAGUAGCAGAAAGGAAACAAGUGGAAAAUGCCAAGGUUCCUGCGAAGAAUGGGAGCAUGGAGAAAAUGACCUGGCAAAAUAAGGUGCCUAAAAGAGGAGAGGCAGGGCGAAGAAGUAAGGAAAUUCAUAGCUUUGAGAUGGGGAGUGAGAAUCUCGUAGAAAAUGGUGCAAACCUAGAUGAUGAUUAUAGCAACCUCCUCAAAGAGCAGUCUCCAGUAGAACCCAAGUCUCCAAAUUGGUCCAACUUUGCAGAUAACACCUCCACUAAAGAAUACACUACUCAGAAUCAGAAGUCCCAGGAUAUGGGAUUCUGGGAGGGAGAAGAAGUCAAAGAGCUGUCUGUAGAAGAACAGAUAAAGAGAAAUAGGUACUAUGAUGAGGAUGAGGAUGAAGAAUGACAAACUGCAAGAGUGCUGGGCCUUAAAUUCAUCUUAGUGUUAGUGAGCCACUGCCCUUUGUCAAAGUGAUGCAAGAAACAGCAAUCCUAACAUGAGCUGUCAUUUUUGUGGCAGCAACUUUGGAAAUGAAUUUGGGCUACCACAAACAAACAAACAAAACCAUAUGCAGUAAACUGGUUCUAAGUGCAAAAGAUAACAUUACUUAAAUUUUCCAUUUUAUCCAUGAUGAUAUACAUAGGUGCUUAUAAGUAGGGAGAUAUUCCAACUGAUAUAAUCCAGAUUCUACUGUAUUCCCAAAAGAUAAUAUUAAAGUGGAUAGAUGAUUAGUAGUACAUUUUUACAUUGUGGAAAUAAGAGAACAUACAGAAGGGAUUUAAGGGUCCAAACAUUAUGACUGAAUGCACUUUAGUAUAAAGGGCACAGUUUGUAUAUUUUUAAAUGAAUACCAAUUUAAUUUUUUAGUAUUCAACUGUUAGAUCAAGUAUUUAGUCUUCUAAGAUUUUUUAGGUUAAUUUUCUUACUAUGGUUAUAUAGGGAAUUUAUCGCUUUGCAUAUUACUCUUUACAUCUUGAGUUACUGAGGUAUAAUAUAGCCACCUUUUCAUAGCCCCUUUUGAGACAAUUGAAGAAACAACCUACAAGCUUUGGUGCUUGGGGAGAUCCACUGUCUCCCAAAUAUGCUAUGGUAUUUGCCAAUGAGUUUGACAACACCCCAAGUGAUUGCUUUCUUUUUUGUGGUAUCUGUGCUUUUCACAAUUUAUUGAAGGUUGCAAUAUUUUUGUAAUACCUUUGGAUCUUUAUUCACCAUGCUCUAUGUUAGAGCAUAGUGAGUUCAAAGGAAGAAUAACGGAAAGAACUGCCUUCACCCACUUAAGCUCAGAUCUCCAAACCUUAUUUCACUUCUGAUAUCCCCUUUUUGAGACACUAAUUUUUAAAUACUUGUCAGCUCUGAAGUGUAUUGAUUUUUAUGGCAGACUGUAUUCCCGGAGGGAAAUCAAACCAGCAAUAGGCCUUUUUAUUGGGAUGGUUUUCUUUAGUAUUAAGGCUGGGAACAUAUGAGCUUGAGUACAUUUGCUGUACAUAAUUGAUAUUCCAAAUUGUAUGUAGGGGAAGAAGAGGUGUGUACUGCAUUUAUAGAGAUUUAGCUUUGAUAUUUUUUAGAGAUGUAAAAUAUUGUUUUCUUACUGUCUUGCUUAGUCUGGGACAUUUUUAUUCAAUAAAGCUUUUAAUUUACAUUUUAA